This is a messenger RNA of Ipomoea triloba (trilobed morning glory), 1416 nucleotides long. Its product is annotated as protein SCARECROW-like. The coding region runs from base 1 to 1416 and encodes 471 amino acids. Gene Ontology annotation, molecular function: DNA-binding transcription factor activity; sequence-specific DNA binding. Gene Ontology annotation, biological process: regulation of DNA-templated transcription. NCBI's taxonomy places the organism in Eukaryota, Viridiplantae, Streptophyta, Magnoliopsida, Solanales, Convolvulaceae. The transcript has a single exon. The record is from RefSeq and is a predicted model, not a curated record. Gene Ontology annotation, cellular component: nucleus.
AUGAAAGGGGGAGGAUUUGAAGUGAUUCAACAUGAACAGUUGUGGGAUCAUCAUCAUCAUCAUCACCGCUAUGGUGAUAGUGUGAGUGAAAUGGGAAUUUCUAUUGUUGGUGGUGGUGGUGCGAGCUCUAAUGGCGCGGCGGGGGAGCUAUCCCAGUGGGUGGAGCAUGUCACGCGCCAGCUGAUUGAGGACUUGCCGGAAAGUGAAGAAGUUGCAGCGCCGCCGCCGCCGCGCGGCGAGGCGGUUCAGCCUUCUACUACUGCAGGCUGCCAAGAGAGCAAACGGAGCUCCGGCGACGACGACGAUGAUGGCGGUAUGAGGCUAAUAAGUCUCCUCUUGGAAUGUGCGGUGGCGAUUUCCGUCGAUAAUCUCGGCGAAGCUCACCGGAUGCUCCUUGAGCUAACGCAAAUGGCGUCCCCGUACGGCGCGUCCUGCGCCGAGCGAGUAGUGGCGUAUUUCGCCAACGCCAUGGCGAGUAGAGUCAUCAAUUCAUGGCUGGGAAUCUGCUCGCCAUUGAUAAACCUCAAAACUCUCCAUUCCUCCUUCCAAAUCUUCAACAACGUCUCCCCUUUCAUAAAAUUCGCUCAUUUCACCUCCAACCAGGCCAUCCUCGAGGCGGUUCACGCCCACGCGCGCGUCCACAUCGUCGAUCUCGACAUCAUGCAGGGCCUCCAAUGGCCCGCGCUCUUCCACAUCCUCGCCACGCGCGUGGAUGGCCCACCUCCGCAUCUCAAGAUGACCGGGCUCGGAACCUCCAUGGACCUCCUAGUCGAGACCGGAAAACACCUCUCGAGCUUCGCUAAGCGCCUCGGAUUAUCCUUCGAGUUCCACCCGGUCGGGAAAAAGUUCGGAGAGAUCGACGAUGUCUCCGCGCUGCAAAUCCGGCGAGGAGACGCCGUCGCCGUGCACUGGCUCCACCAUUCCCUCUACGACGCCACCGGGCCGGACUGGAAAACCAUGCGGCUCCUCCGGCAGGUCUCCCCGACCGUGAUAACCCUAGUGGAGCAAGAAAUCGUGCACGGCGGUUCGUUCCUGGACCGGUUCGUCGGCUCGCUCCAUUACUACUCCACCGUGUUCGACUCGCUCGGCGCGCUGCUGCCGAGCGACGACGCGAGCCGGCACACGGUGGAGCACUGCCUUCUCCGGCGGGAGAUUAACAAUAUCCUGGCGAUCGGCGGGCCGGCUCGGAGCGGGGAAGACAAGUAUAGGCAAUGGAGGAGUGAGCUUCUGGGGAAUGGGUUUUUGCAAGUGGGAAUGAGCAGAAACUCCAUAGCUCAAGCUCAGCUCAUCCUCAACAUGUUCCCUCCCGGUCAUGGCUAUAGCCUUGUACAAGGAGAUGGAACCCUAAGGCUUGGGUGGAAGGAGACCAGCUUGUACACUGCUUCUGCAUGGACUUCACCUGCACCAAAUUCUUGA